Molecule: messenger RNA, 1685 nt
Organism: Castor canadensis (American beaver)
Lineage: Eukaryota; Metazoa; Chordata; Mammalia; Rodentia; Castoridae
Gene: Gsdmd
Product: gasdermin D
Biological process (GO): pyroptotic inflammatory response; defense response to bacterium
Cellular component (GO): NLRP3 inflammasome complex
Molecular function (GO): phosphatidylinositol-4-phosphate binding; phosphatidylserine binding; phosphatidylinositol-4,5-bisphosphate binding
Source: RefSeq, a predicted model, not a curated record
GGACCCCGGCUCUGCGGCUCCGGAGCGGAGCAGAGCGAGACCCCCGCCCGCAGCGCGGCCUCGAGUCUCUUGGUGGGUCCCGACCCCCGGGCGCCGCCGACGGUCACGGAGCAUGUCUUCGGCCUUCGAGAGUGUGGUCCGGAGGGUGGUCCGGGAGCUGGACCACAGCAGGGAGCUCAUCCCAGUGGACAGCCUUGGGAACUCUACUAGCUUCCGGCCCUACUACCUGCUAAGCAGGAAGCCCUCAAAAUCCUGGUUCUGGAAAACCCCUUAUACAUGUGUCAACCUGUCAAUCAAGGACAUCCUGGAGCCUGAUGCCCCAGAACCAGGUUUGGAGCGCAGUGGCCUUUUCCACUUCCAUGAUACCGUGGAUGGGCAGCAGCAGGGCAGCGUGGAGCUGGUAGCCCCAGGACAAGGGAAGAUCUCAGGUGGGGCUACAUUGUCCAGCAGCUCCAGCACCUCAAUGAAAGUGCGCACACUGCGUGUGGAUCCAAACACCUGGGAGGCCAUGCAUCAAGAAAGGCGCCUGCGGAAGCCAGAGCCCAAGAUCCUGGAGCAGCUGCGGAGCCGUGGGAACAACUUGUACGUGGUGACAGAGGUGCUGCAGACACAGGAGAAGGUGCAGUUCACCCAGACCCGCAAGAAAGACGGCUCAGGCCAGUUUGCACUGAACAUGUGCUUGCAGGUUGACAGCGAAGGCCACCUGAGCCAGAAGAAGACGGUGACCAUCCCAGCCCAAAGCAUACUUGCGUUCCGGGUGGCCCAGCUGGUCAUUAACUCUGACUGGGACAUCCUCCUCUUCCCGGAUGAGAAGCAGAGGACCUUCCAACCGCCUCCCACAGAUGCAGGCAAACAGACACAGCACAGCUUCAGCUUCUCUUCUAUGAAAAGAUCCUUCUAUGACUGCCUCAGUCUCCUGACAGAUGGGACCUCUGAAGACCAGGUGGUCACUGAAGGCUUCCAAGGUCUUAGGGCAGAGGUGAAGGCCAGCUCCACAAAACUGGAGAACAUGGAGAUGGAGCUGAGGCAGCAGCUCCUGGAGGAACUGGGGAAGGUCCUACAGGAUGAGGAGGCCCUGAAAACCUUAGAGGCCUUGCUGGAGCAGAGCUUCUGCUGUGACGAGCGGGUGGAGCCUCUGGACGGUCCAGCAGGUGCCAUCCUUGAGUGUCUGGUGCUCCCCUCUAGGGAGCUGGUGCAGGAACUUGCCACUCCUGUCUUCUACCUGGUGGGGGCACUGACUGCGCUGAAUGAAACCCAGCCGCUGCUGGCGAAGGUGCUGGAGACAGGGACCCUGUCUGGGCAGCUCAAGCUGGUGGAGCACCUCGUGGAGCACAGCACCCCAUGGCAGGAGCCUAGUGUUGUGACCCUGCCCCCUGGGCUUCUCGGGAGUGGCUGGGGUGAGGAUGCACCAGUCUGGGCCCUGCUAGAGGAAUGUGGCUUGGGCCUGCAGACGGACGCACCCCAGGUGUGCUGGGAGUCGGAGGCACAGGGCCCCACGUGCGCACUCUAUGCCUCGCUGGCACUGCUAUCAGGACUAGGUCAGUAAUCCUGCAUGCCUGGCAGCUCUCCAGUCAGGGCAGAGGGCAUGCCCACCCACUGGCAGCCCUAGGAAGGCCAGGAGCCCAACUCAACCACAGGGCCAGUUCACUGCAAAGCUCAGGAGUUAAGGAAACACAAUAAAUGUG